Molecule: messenger RNA, 8028 nt
Organism: Centropristis striata (black sea bass)
Lineage: Eukaryota; Metazoa; Chordata; Actinopteri; Perciformes; Serranidae
Product: mitogen-activated protein kinase kinase kinase 11
Exons: 10
Coding region: 1203-4328 (1041 amino acids)
Biological process (GO): positive regulation of apoptotic process; microtubule-based process; protein phosphorylation
Cellular component (GO): centrosome
Molecular function (GO): JUN kinase kinase kinase activity; protein binding; ATP binding
Source: RefSeq, a predicted model, not a curated record
CGUGUAGCUUGACCGUGGCCUGUCAUCUGACUCUUUUCCUGUUGGGAGAGAAAAAGUUUUGAAACCCCACCCUCUCUACUGGCUGUAAGCGCAGACGUAGAAGUGGUUCGAGGUCCUGACGAGUGAACAGUGACCGAGGAAGAGGAAUAUGAUAAUAAGUUAUGAUGGAGUUGUUGGGCUGUUUGGAUAGCGACUGUAACAACGACCACCGAGCUGGACCAGGCCACGCGCUCAACUCCAAUUAGGAUCUAACGGGAUUUGUUUUUCUGCGUGUUCCUCUGGAAAGUAAAGUCAGGCAGGUUUGGAUAGCUCUUCCUGUUACAAAGUCGUCGGUCCCUUAGGUUUUUAUGUUGUGAUAAAGCGCAGCUCAUUGUGUGCUUCUGAUAACACCGUAAGUAUGGGUCCUCUCGCUCAAAGAGAUGCGGGGUUUCCUGCGCAAACGCCGCAAAGUUGCGGUCAGACGCGCUCAUUGGAGAUUUAAGUUUACUAAUGCGAACUGGUUAGCCCUGAAACUUGUCGUAAAACACUGGUUGGCUGGACUGAAUGCUCCUUUCCUGCUAUUCUUCUCCGCUUCGCAGCGUUUCCUGCCUGUGGUGGCCACUGCACUUAAUGGCUAAAAAUACAUAAAAACUUGAAAUGGACAGCUAAAUGCAGUGGGAACCCUACUCUGGAAUACAACAAGCGUUGGAUGGUUGUUUAUCAUCGUUACACUUUCAGUUUUCAAAGUCAGGACUCAACAGGUGGCAAUUGUGAAUGAGGGAAGAGAAGAGCUCGUUUACACAUAAUGAGGUGAUUCAAGAGCCUCUUAAAUACAGGCAGGUGAAUUAAUGUGCUCGAACCAUGUUGGGGAACCACACAUCACUUGAACAGAGAGAAGUUGAGACACUGCUGCCUUUUUGAGCUUUGAAGCACUUAGCCAUUAUCAAACAAAAGCAAUCUCUCAACUGCUUCUGUGUUUUUGAGGGGAGAGCUUUGCAUGUAAUGUCAAGACGAAUGAAAGACACUUACCAUUCAGUUAUCUUUGAAUCCUCUCCUGCAGCCCACUUGUUGGUCGAGCUUUUGAACACAUUUCACUGGUCCCUGAUGAACCAACAAGAAAGACAGGAAAGGGAGCGAGGCGCAAUAAAGUACUCCUUUGUACUUUAUUUUCAAACCCUUGGGGUGCAAAAUCAGAUCCAGUCUAAACAUCUGCGUGAGGCUCCAUGGAGCCACUGAAGAACAUAUUCAGUCGUGGCCCACUGUCCAACUGGAAAAAUUUGGAACAAUCACAAAAAGGGAACUUCACCAACCCUGUUUGGACAGCCUUAUUUGACUACGAGGCAUCCUGUAAAGAUGAGCUCACCUUGCGUAAAGGUGACCUGGUGGAAGUCCUGUCUCUGGACUCUGAGAUAUCAGGGGAUGAGGGCUGGUGGGCGGGAAAGGUCAACAACAAGGUGGGCAUCUUCCCAUCCAACUACGGCUCGUUCAAGCCAAAUGGAUAUGGGAAGCUUCCGGGCAGUGGUGUUGUUGCCGAGCUUGGCCCGGCCGUGGUGGGCGAGUUCGAACCCAAGGUGCUGGAUUUCCGGGAGCUGAGUCUGGAGGAGGUCAUCGGGGUCGGGGGCUUUGGAAAAGUGUAUCGCGGUACAUGGAGAGGCAAGCUGGUGGCGGUUAAGGCUGCCCGGCAAGACCCGGAUGAGGAUAUCAGCGUGACGGCGCAGAACGUCAGGCAGGAGGCGCGUUUGUUCGCCAUGCUCGAUCACCCGAACAUCAUUGCCCUGAAGGGCGUCUGCCUUGCAGAACCCAACCUGUGCCUCAUCAUGGAGUAUGCCUCAGGUGGGGCGCUGAGCCGGGCGCUGGCGGGGCGCCGCAUUCCGCCACAUGUGCUGGUCAACUGGGCCGUGCAGAUAGCCAAAGGGAUGUUGUACCUGCACAGCGAGGCCAUCGUCCCUGUCAUCCAUCGGGAUCUCAAGUCCAACAACAUCCUUCUGGCUCAGCCCAUAGAGAAUGAAUGUAUGGAGGGUUUGACGUUGAAGAUCACAGACUUCGGUCUGGCGAGAGAAUGGCACAAGACGACCAAGAUGAGCACCGCUGGCACCUACGCCUGGAUGGCCCCCGAGGUCAUCAAGUCCUCCACCUUCUCCAAGGGCAGCGACGUCUGGAGCUAUGGUGUUCUGCUGUGGGAGCUGCUAACAGGAGAGGCACCCUACAAAGGGAUUGAUGGACUUGCUGUCGCUUACGGAGUCGCUGUCAACAAACUCACCCUGCCCAUCCCUUCCACGUGCCCCGAACCCUUCGCUCAGCUCAUGUCAGAGUGCUGGGACCAGGACCCCCACCGCAGACCCAAUUUCAGCUCCAUCCUGACCCAGCUGAUGGCCCUGGAGCAGCAGGUGAAGGAAGAGAUGCCGCAGGACUCCUUCCACUCCCUGCAGGACGACUGGAAACUGGAGAUCCAGGACAUGUUCGAUGAACUCCGAGCUAAAGAGAAGGAGCUGCGAUGCCGUGAGGAAGAGCUGAAGCGAGCGGCUCUGGAGCAGAAGUCCCACGAAGAGUUCCUGCGGCAGCGCGAGCAGCAGCUGGCCCAGUGGGAGCAGGAUGUGUUUGAGCGCGAGCUCAGCCUCCUUAUCCUCCACCUGAACCAGAACCAGAACCAGGAGAAACCUAACGUCAAGAAAAGGAAGGGCACCUUCAAGAAGCACAAGCUCAAGUGCAAGAAUGGCGAGAAGAUCAGCAUGCCUCAAGAUUUCAUCCAUAAGAUAACAGUGCAGGCAUCCCCAGGCCUAGAGAAGAGGCGGAACUCUCCUGAUCUGGGUUCGGGCUCCUCGCCCUCAUACGGCCCGCGUUUCCGUGCAAUCCAACUCAGUCCCAGUGACAACAGCAGGUCGUUUGGUCUGAGCCCAGUCUGGCCCCUAGAGACCCCUUCCCUUAAACAAACUAAUGGAGACUUGAGGUUGGGCCCCCACUGGAGGCCCCAGAGCCCGAAAAGUCCCAAAAGCCCUAAAGUGCUGCGGCUUAGUCCCCAGGAAAGCAGUCUGUCGAUGAGAGCCAAGCUCCUGGAGUCGGACAGCAACGAGAGAGGGGAAUCCAGGGAUGACUUUGAGGAGUACAGACCCUCUGUGCCGACCCCUCCCGCAGCUCAGAACGGCUCCUCAGUGAAGGACAGCCUGCGGCUUCCUCUACCUCAGCGAGACUCGGUCAGCGAGGAAGGGGGUUCCUCCCCGGCUGGCUCCCCCAGGCCUGAGAGGGGUUCCUACGGUGGUCUCAUUAAGGGCACCCACCGGGCCCUGCUGGGCGGCGGCUCCCUCCUGGCCUCCAUAGGACUAGGUCGCUGCCUGGAUAUUCCCCCAAGGGUGCCCCCCCGAACUAACUUCCAUUCCCUGGAGAGUCGCACCCCUUCCGAACCAGAGAUCUCCCUCCCUAUGCCCCUCAUUUCAGACCCCCCAGUGGUGGACGAUCUCAUCACAUUCUCCACCUCUGAGCUGCUCCCCAAACCCCUCUUGGAUUUAGCUCUGCAGUACCAAGAACUGAAGCCGUUGCCCCUGACGCCGCCUCCGCCGAACCCCCGUGAGAGGAGGACGGCCCAGAUACCGCAUAGUCCGCAGAGCCCGAGGACCCCUCUGCAGCAUGGCAAGGCCAGCCCGGGAGAAUGGACCCCAUGUUGCCAUUCUAGUAAUGGGGAGCUGGGCUGUGAGGCCUGGGAGCACAGAGCCGACAGGAGGAGGAGGUCCAGCCAAGGCCUGCACGCUUCUCAGCUAGUUCUAGACCUGCCCCUGUACCAGGACACCCAGGACUCUGAUGACAAGCCUUCCUCUUCUCUCCACCCUAACCCUGCCCUCUGUAGCCCCAAAACCCCCCGCCUGGAGGUCAGCGUCAUCCCCCGCCCGCGCCCAUCCCCGAUCCGCCCCCGCAUCGACCCCUGGAGCUUCAUCUCGGCCGGUGGCGGGAACUCAGCCGGCGGCCGCAGCCCGCACCGCUUAGACGGCAACCCUCUGGGCUACCAACCCUCCCCCACCAACCCCUUCACCAACUGUGACCCCUUCCCCUCACCGGACUGCGACCCGUUCGCCCUCAAGGCCGACCCCUCCAGCGGCUCGGACGCGGCCUCGCCUUUCGAUCCCUUCUCGGCUCCCUUCCCCACCUCCCGUUCGGCGCCGUGCUCCACUAACGGCUCGCCCACGCUGCCCUCUUUCCGCGUAGCGCCCCUCAACCUGGCCGACUCGCCCCUCAUCGAUCUGGGCUGGGCGGCCUGCGGCAAGCCCCUGGACGGCACCAAAGAGAGAGCUCACCCCCGCAAGAUACUGGGGCUGAAGCCCUUCAAGUCCCCGACGCAACUCAGAGACGAUAGGUUCUAAACAGGAACAGUCCAGUCCACUUAACAAGGAUUUGGAAUAUUAAAAAAGAAAAACAGCCAACCCACUGAGGGAGGUUUCCCCCCAUGGGAGCCCCAAUCAUCGCAGGUCUUAUUUAUACGCCAGCCUGCUGCUUUGGAAACCUGAAAGCCAGUGAAAGCCAGUGAGAGGUGCUACAUUGGAUUGUGAGAUAGCUGCCUUUGAACCAAUAGCUGGUGCCCAUUUCAUUCUCCCUCUCUAUCUCUGUUUCUCUUUCCCUUUGAAGGAGCAGAACACAGAUCACUAGUCCCAUCUUCAGAUUCUAUCAGACUGCUCAUAUCACCUGCUUUCAUCUCCCUCCUACCUUUGAAGCAUUGUGACAAUGCAGAGGUGGAUAAGGCGACUUGCACAGCUUCAUCUGCCUCUACCUCUCUGCAGACAGAAAGCAUUCAGGACAAUGGAAAAUUGGAGUGCCUUAUUUCGUGAAGUGUUUUUAGUAUAUCUCUUUUCAAGAUUUUUUUGAAUGGUUAAUCUGGUGCGUAGGGAAGAUGCUAUGAAUUUGGCUUAAAAUGUGCAAAUCAGCUUAGCGCUGCUGUGGAAGAAAAUGUCGUCUGCGUGUGCACGUGUGUCUAGACUCAUUGUUCGAGGAAAGCUUACCGUUUUUUUGUUUUUUUUUAAACAGCAUCUGCCUGUUGCAAUAUGGGAGAAAGCACUCGGCGGAUAUUCCAGGCCACUCAUGAAAUCUAAGACAAAUCCAUGACCCAGACAUUCCACUUGGAAGCAGAUAAAAUUCCAAUCACAUUCCCCUCUGAAAUGCCAGGGAUUGGACGGAUUCUUUGGGCUGGCAGGCGACACAGCACAGGAAACAGGACGGGGGAGCCCUCUGCGUUCCCUUCAUAUGCCAAAGAAUGCCACUGUGAGGGUGUAAGGGCUGACAAAGAGUAUUUGCAGAAGCAUUGUUUUUACCUCCAUGGAGUGCCAGAUGGGUGGAGUCUACCGCAGACAAUCACAGAUAGUAUUUCCCCUUUAUUAUACUUUUCUGUGGUUUUCUUUUUUAAUAUCAUCCAGGCUGCUUAUCACUAGCCGUCUGAUGCUGUAGGAAGGUUCAACCAAAUACUAAAAGUAUUUGCAAAUACAAUCCGUCAGUAUGGAAGCAUCACUCAACACUUACAGUCCACCAGAGGAGUAGCAGCCUCACAAAGCCAGCACACCAUUCUUGUCUUGGACUUCAUUGACCUGCAGUUCUUCAACUAAAACCACUGUGGGUGUUUUGAAUAUGAUUUAUUUUAUUAUCCACCAAACUUUCCUGAGCCAGAAACUGGCUUUGAAAGUUUAAAUCAUACUUUAAUACUGAAUUAUAAAGGAAUAAUUCACAUUUUGAAGGGUGAUAUGGAAAGACAGGUUAAAUCGGCUCACAAAGCUGGAUCCAGCAGAAGGUUAGCUUAGCUUAGCUUAGCAUAAAGACAGGGAGCAGGGGGAAACAGCUAGCUUGGCUCUGUCUAGCUAUUAAAUACGCCGUCUCGCUUAUUUAUAAAAUUAAAUAAAUAAAAAAGUGACUAAUUAUACUUUGGUCAAUAGUUAUUUUACUCUUAACAAACAAACUAUAAUUUAUAAUAUUUUCUUAUUAGUAGUAAUGCUAUAAUUUAUUGUAAUUUAUCACUGAAUUGUUGCACACAUAACAUUAUUAUUUUAAUUUGAGAAUAUUUACCAAAUGAUUUAUGAAUAGAAAUUGCAUGUAAAACAUGUAUAAACAUUAUUUGUAUGGCUUAAGUUGCAAAUGGUGAUAAAAGUAAACUGUAAAUGGUAAAAAUACUUUUUAAAUUGAUCUACAAACACUAUUUAGAAUUGGUACUGAUACUUAUAUAUGUUGUUUUAUAAACAAUAUUUGCAUGUAUAAAGCAUGAAUAUUUGUGCACCAACAAUAUCUAAAUUAUAUUUAUAUAUUUUUAAUCAUUUACCUUUUAUUUAACAAGGUAUUCAAAUAAUUUGGUAAUCAUUAAGCAAUACUUACUGUGUAUAAUAUGUGAUAAUGUGUGCAACAAUAAACAGUAUACAGUAUUAUCAUUUCAUUAUUUUUUUUACAAAAGAAUUAAUCAAUUCCCUAUUUGUUAAAGAUGGUUAUAAUAAAGUGUUACCCAGCAGCUUAAUUCUCCUGCCUCCAUGAUCGAAACCGCUUCCCCUAAUUGAAAUGACUGGAGGCUGUGAGUUACCUGAAAUGUGAUUAAAAUAUCAUUUUUUCACAGCAAACCAGGUAUAACUUGCUAAUUAGUGAGCUUAAGCAGUGGUUAUGUCAGCACAGCGCCAGGUUGGCGGUUUCCCCUCUGUUUUAAGGCCUUAUGCUAAGCUAACCAACCGUAUUAGCAUUAGCGAUGGAUAACAUGCAUCGAAACAGUCAUAUGGAGAUAUAGGCUGGCUUUGUGAGACGAGGUAAGUGGGCUGCUGAACUCCCAUAUUUUUGCUUAAACCAUUUUAACAUCACUAAAACAUCUGGUAGGUUCCUGUGGAUAACAUGAUGAGAUGCUUCCAUAAAAGAUUAAGCUUAACAUGGAACAAUAAUACACAAAGAAAUGAAGUUCUCGCACAAACAGCAGUCUUAACAGACCAGAAUGCAAUGGAGCAACAAGUUGCCCUGUCACUCUUGGUUCACAAUCUUAAACACAUCAUUAAACAUGCUGUGGCCUCUGCAACAAAUACUGCAAGACAAAUUAACCCCUGAAAGUAUCCAGAUGUUUUUAUUAUCCAAUUGGUUAAUAGUCAAAUGGUUCUGAAGCACCAUAACAUGGUGUAGAUCAAGCAUGUAAACAACUGAAAGAGACCCACUCUCACAUGGCGUAAACCCGUCCUGCUCUGAGUCUUUGCUGGAGCUUUACGAGGUACAAAUACUGAUUGGCUUCAUCGCUGCCACCGUGUCAUUGGAGGACAAUAACGGCUUUGUUCUGAUGAAGAGUGAAAAGCUCGUCUCCAAAGGGGGAAAGCUUUGUGAUUAGCCUAAUAAUCCGUCUGACGAACAGAGGAGGCUGAUAGUGAUAAUUAGCCUCUCGAUAAGAGUAGGGAGCAUUAACAAAGCGUUCAGAUAUUUGGUUAAUUAAUUUCCCCCCAACGUUACGAAAAUGCCCCGUGUCCUCCUCGCAAGGUAUAUUGAGUUGAAGCAGCUUACGUCUCGAUUUAAGCCCCCUUUUUUAUGUAAACUUUCAAAGACGGGUUGAUCUAUCUUCCCUCCCUUUCUCUUUCUUUUUUCCUCUGUUGCCACCGGCUGCUCAGCUGCUGACCGGAUGAAAUCUUAACCUUUUUCUGCGCCCUUCGCCUUCAGGUGAUGUGGGAGAUUUUCUUUCUCUUUUUCUUUUUAUUCUUACUCCCACUCCUGUGCUACCUUCUUCUCUGGAAAGUUGUCUCGAGGGCAGUUUUUGUCCUGACAGUGCAGAGCGUUCAGUAACAGGCAAGUUUCUAUCCAGGAACAAGAAUCGGCAUUCGUUCUAGGACAGAGGAGUGCUCGUUCUACAGAGGCAAAAUAAUUUAUUUAAAACUAGUUAAUGAAUAUUUUUAUUGCAUGUUAAUGUGUCCUUUCAUCUCAUCCUUGUCACCCAAGUAACCCUCAACAGUAGCAAAGAGACACAGUGCUUGUCAAGGUCUCAGUAAGCUUCAGACAAACUGGAUUGUACAUUGGACCCAUUGGUUUCUGGGAUUCACCAAUGUUCUCUUCUUUUAUUGCAAGUAAAAUAAAGUU